Molecule: messenger RNA, 3165 nt
Organism: Scleropages formosus (Asian bonytongue)
Lineage: Eukaryota; Metazoa; Chordata; Actinopteri; Osteoglossiformes; Osteoglossidae
Product: enhancer of polycomb homolog 2
Exons: 14
Coding region: 248-2623 (791 amino acids)
Biological process (GO): regulation of transcription by RNA polymerase II
Cellular component (GO): NuA4 histone acetyltransferase complex
Source: RefSeq, a predicted model, not a curated record
CUUCGCCGUUCUCUGGAAAUGUCCGCCAUGUUUUUUAUGGCGCAGGGAGCGGAUCGACCGAGGGGAAAACCGGUUUAAAUCCAGUCACAUUCGACGGAAAAUGGCUUCUCACGCCGGAUUGCGAGGCAACGGGAGCCCGUCGGUUGGACGGCGGUGAAAAGCGAGCGCUCACCCGUCGCCGUUCGAGAGAAUUCGGCCGGGAUUCAUGUUCCUUUCGCACGCCGCGCUAGCGAGAUAGGCGACGACAAUGAGCAAACUCUCGUUCCGAGCGCGAGCGCUAGACGCCGCCAAACCUCUCCCUGUGUACCGCAACAGAGACCUCCCGGACCUGGGCGACUGCGUCUCCAUCAACCGGACCGUGCCGCAGAUGCCCACAGGCAUGGAGAAGGAAGAGGAGUCGGAGCACCACCUGCAGAGAGCCAUCUCAGCACAGCAGGUGUUCAGGGAGAAGAAGGAAAACAUGGUCAUCCCGGUACCCGAGGCCGAGAGCAACGUCACCUACUACGACCGCCUGUACAAGGGCGAGUUCAGGAUCCCCAAGCAGCUCAUACACAUUCAGCCGUUAAGUCUGGACAACGAGCAGCCCGAUUACGACAUGGACUCGGAGGAUGAAACGCUCCUGAACAGAAUCAACCGAAAGAUGGAGUUAAAGCCGAUCCAGUUUGAAACCAUGGUGGACAGGUUGGAAAAGGCCAGUACAAACCAGAUUGUGAGUUUUCAAGAGGCUAAACUGCUGCUGAAUGAAGACGACUACCUUCUGAAGUCAGUGUACGACUACUGGGUGCGGAAAAGGAAGAAUUGUCGGGGGCCUUCGCUCAUCCCGCAGGUCAAGCAGGAGAAGAGAGACGGUUCUACCAACAACGACCCCUACGUGGCCUUCCGCCGGCGCACGGAGAAGAUGCAGACACGCAAGAACCGCAAGAAUGACGAGGCCUCCUAUGAGAAGAUGCUGAAGCUCAGGAGGGAGUUCAGCAGGACCAUCACUAUCCUUGAAAUGAUCAAGCGGAGAGAGAAGUCCAAGCGAGAACUGCUGCACCUCACCCUGGAGGUGGUGGAGAAGAGAUACCAGCUUGGUGACUUUGGAGGAGAAAUCCUUAAUGAAGUUACUGUCCCUCGGACCGAGAAGUCCAUCUGUAACACUCCAGUAUCGCUGCCUAAUGGGAAUCAUCACAAAAUAGAACGUAAAGUGAAGCCUCAGCACCAUAUUUCAGUUAAAGAUGAACUGCAUUUUGACUUUGUUCGACCAAAGAAGAAAUACCCAAAGAAAGUGAAACUGGACACGUUUGCGCAGCCGCGCACCGAUCGACAGUCGGCCAUCAACAAGUGCGACAUCAAGCAGUAUGACUUUCACAGCUCCGGGGAGGAGGACUACCCACAGGUUCAGUCUCCCCUCUCGGAACCGGAUGAGGAGACCGAUCCUGACGGGCACUUUGCUUUCAGACGCAAAGCGGAAUGCCAGUACCAGGCUCCCCUGGAGGAGCAGCACUGCAGCGUCCUGUGGCAUCACCCCGAGCUGGCUGGGUUGGAGGCACUGCAUCACCGACACUGUCUCACGGUGCUCUCCGUGCCCCCCCGCUGCGUGGGCCUAGCCCGCCGGAGGGUGGGCCGUGGCGGCAGGGUGAUUCUGGAUCGGGCGUCCUCAGAACACGACCACUUCCUGAAGCAGCUGGAGCUGGACGCGUCCGUUUCCGGUGCCAGCAGCAGAUCUUCGGACAUCACGGACACUUCCAGGUUUACCAGCGCUUCCAGAGCCCUGCCGGGCCGGGCCGGCUCGCUCCAGGACAUUCUAAGCAAUAUUAAGGCCUGCCGGUGGAAAUUGUUCCGACCGCAGCCUAAAGCGCCGAAGGACAAUGAGCAUGAGAGUGAGACGAGCAAAGCAGGACCGGCUGUGAACGCCGGUCUCUCUGCAGCCACUGUGACUCUGCUGAACACGUCCAAAAACGGAAUUUCAGGUUGCAUCACAGAGCAGCAGUUCCAGAACCACCAGCAGCAGCUGGUGCAGAUGCAGAAGCAACAGUUGGCUCAGCUGCAGCAGACACAGCCAUCGGAACGACCAGCACAGCCCCGGCACCCCAGCACACAGGUAAGGGGCCCUUCCGGUCCCACUUCGAAGACCCUUGAUUCAGCCAGCGCCCAGUUUGCUGCGUCCGCUGUGGUCAGUUCUCCCCAGACCAGCAGGGAGGGCAAGUUGCAUGCUGCCAGUGUCAAUGGUGUUCUGCACACUUCAGGGACCUCAAAACCUUUUCAUACGACCAGCGUGACCCUGAGCAACGGGCAGGUGCAGCUUUUGCGGACGGUUCCCAGCAGCGUUGGCGUUAGCGGAGGCUCAAGCCAGCUCCUUCCCACGCUCUACACUGCGUCGCACCAGUCCCUGCCAGGACCCGGCACCACCCACCUCAGCGGCGUCACCGUGGUGUCCCCCGUGCACCUGCCCCUGGGCGUCCGCAACUCCGCCCCUUCCCCGUCUGCCUUAAAGCUGGCCACUGUGGCCACCACCCUGGACCGCGUGGCCAAGGUCACACCCAGCAGCGCCAUCGGGAGCUUAUCCAGGGAGACAAACGAGCCUGAGAGACUGGCUCUGAACGGGAUAUCAGAGACCACAGUGGCCAUGGAGGUGACAUAACCCUGAGGGAGAACCGUGGUAAACCGUGGGACAAGCGACCGUGGUCUAGCCGGCAUCGGAGUGAAUGGAAAUGGGGGUUCGUCUGUGUAGAGGAGCAUUUCCACUGACCUGUCCUCAAGUGCAGCAUAUGAGCGCGUCACAUUUGUCUACAUAUGCGUACAUAUAUAUGUACACUUGUACAUUUUGUAAAACUGGGAAUAUCACUACUUUGUAAAAUAGUACAUUUGUAUCAUUAGUAUGUUACUUCUGUUACUUGAAGUCUAGGCACCUUGUGCUUUUGCACUUGGAAAUGCAAAAUGAGUGGAGAGGGUUUCAUGUGCACCAGUUCAAGGUUCAUGCGCAUGACGGAAGAUCCAGCAUCCAGUUGUUUUAACUAUUUAUUUUGCCAUGUUUACAUUUUGUAUCUUGUACAGACAAAUAUGAUUUUUGUGUCUAUGAAACAUGGAGAUUGGUAACAGUUCUUGUACUUUUUUCUAAAAACAAAGUAGUUCACAUGAAUGGAUUUAGGUUUCACUGAUCAGAUGUAUUGGAUAUGUAGUUCA